AUGCCAAAUUAUAUCAUAGGUCCUCCAUUACGUUCAUUUCCUCUUAAUGAAAGUUACAUGUUCAUGAAAAAAAAGUAUGUAGUUUUGAAUUAUGCUCCCGGAGAGGAGAAGAAAGAUAUUACUAAUGGACCGAAUCGUAUUAUUGACGGGUUUCCAAUGUUAGAUAACACGAUAUUUGAAAAUGGAAUCGAUUGUGCCUUGGACAUCAAACACAACAAGGCAUUCAUCUUCUCUGGGAAUCAAUGUGCCAAAAUAAAAUACGCUCCAAAUUCAACAGACUCCAGAUUACUAUCAGGUCCUAUUCCAAUCGCUGCCAUGUUUCCUUGA
Molecule: messenger RNA, 327 nt
Organism: Medicago truncatula (barrel medic)
Lineage: Eukaryota; Viridiplantae; Streptophyta; Magnoliopsida; Fabales; Fabaceae
Product: albumin-2
Exons: 1
Coding region: 1-327 (108 amino acids)
Source: RefSeq, a predicted model, not a curated record